This is a messenger RNA of Mus pahari (shrew mouse), 817 nucleotides long. RefSeq names its product killer cell lectin-like receptor 5. Lineage: Eukaryota; Metazoa; Chordata; Mammalia; Rodentia; Muridae. The transcript has 6 exons. The coding region runs from base 1 to 801 and encodes 266 amino acids. The record is from RefSeq and is a predicted model, not a curated record.
AUGAGUGAGCCAAAGGUCACUUACUCAACUGUGAGAAUUCAUAAGUCUUCAGGGUUGCAGAAACUAGUGAGGCAUGAGGAGACUCAAGGGCCCAGAGAAGCUGGCUACAGAAUGUGUUCAGUACGCUGGCAGCUCACUGUGAGAGCUCUUGGAAUCCUCUGUUUCCUUCUUCUUGUAACUGUUGCUGUGUUGGCAAUGAAGAUUUUUCAGUAUAGUCAACAAUUGCAAGAACUCCAUGAAACUGUAUACCACCACCAUAACUGCAGCAUCAUGCAAAGUGACAUCAACCUAAAGGAAGAAAUGUUGAUAAAAAAGUCUAUAGAUUGUAGUCCAGGCGAGGAACUUCUGGAAUCCCUCAGUAGAGAACAGAAAAGAUGGUACAGUGAAACCAAGACUGUUUUAGUUACCUCACAGCACACAGACAGAGGUGUUACGUACUGGUUCUGCUAUGGUAUUAAAUGUUAUUAUUUCAUCAUGAACAAAAAUACAUGGAGUGAAUGUAAGCAGGAAUGCCAGAAUUACAACUUACCUCUUCUGAAGAUAGAUGAUGAAGAUGAACUGAAAUUCCUUCAACUCCAGAUUUUUCCAGAGAGUUACUGGAUUGGAUGGUCAUAUGAUAAGAAAAAAAAGGAAUGGGCAUGGAUUGACAAUGGCCCAUCUAAACUUGACGAGAAAAUAAGGAAAUUGAACUUUAAGCCUGGAGGAUGUGUAUUUUUAUCUAAAACAAGACUAGAAGAUACUAACUGUAAAAUUUCCAACUACUGUAUUUGUGGGAAGAAACUGGAUACAUUCCCUGCUUAACUUUCCAACCAGAGUU